AUGGCCUCCUCGGAAGUCGAUCAAAAGUUUCUCGGCUAUUUCGCAAAAGUUACUACCACUGAGAAUAAUUAUCUUUCAAGUUUUCUGUUUCGGGUUUUAGGUCUAUCAGUAAUACUUGCAGAAAAGCUUCUACGCGCACGGAAAGCAAAACGACUGGAUCCGGUGCGCGAUCCUAGAGCGAGACAUCUCAUUCAUCAUAUACUAUGGCUAGCACGUGAGGGCCUUGUCAUGGUGGAGCAGUAUAUACUCCCCAUGGUAGGCAACUACGUGGAGCUUCGCGUCCUAUCUUAUAAACUUAAAGCAUCCUUUUAUCACAUUUUCGUCCUUUUUCACAACGACCCUCCCGUCAAUGACCGAAUCAACCGUUCGAGAUCCGACUCCUUUUCAUUAUUUCCCGAUCCAUUAUCACCCAGACUCUCGAAAACGUCCUCAAGAGAUCCUGCGGUACGUUCUCCAACUGGUGGUCGUCGUCAACGAUCGCCUGCGAUUAGUCUCGGAGGGCCAGUUGGUGGCAGCACAACCGCACGAACGCCCCCUGGUCUUCCCCUUCCCGCGACUCAUCCAUACACCAACGGAAACGCCAACAAUGGAAGUGGCGUCGCAACGUUUCUCCUCCCUCUCCAAGACUACACACCGUACGCAACACAAGCAUUCCGCGAGGCCAACGAACUUGCCGAGCGACUACUCCCUGGAUCGCACCCGGUCCGCCUCUCCGUCAAAGUCGAGUAUGUCGCUUACGUGUACGACUGUCUCCACGAGUCAGAAGCCAGCCGCCGCCUGGCCCGUCUGGCAGUCCGGCACGUCUACGAGGCACAGGAAGGAAUGGACGACGAUUCCUUCGAGGACGCCGCAGAAAUGGUGGGUAUCCUUGGCAGGAUGAUGAAGCGAGGUCUCGGCUCCGGUGGUAGCUCCGGCAGCCAGCAGGCCCAGGCUCAGAGUCGUGAGAGAGUCGGUGGUGGCGGCGAGCCGCCUGCGCCGCCUGUGUCAUCGACUACGACGGCAAGAGCCAGGGCUGGCACUGCGGCAGCUGCGCCGGCGAGAUAUGCAUCGUCGCAGCAGCCGUCAACUUGGGUCUAG
This is a messenger RNA of Exophiala aquamarina CBS 119918, 1077 nucleotides long. RefSeq lists its product as uncharacterized. Gene Ontology annotation, cellular component: cytoplasm. Lineage: Eukaryota; Fungi; Ascomycota; Eurotiomycetes; Chaetothyriales; Herpotrichiellaceae. Gene Ontology annotation, biological process: signal transduction. The transcript has 2 exons. The record is from RefSeq and is a predicted model, not a curated record. Bases 1 to 1077 code for a protein of 358 amino acids.